CGGGAAUGUCUUGGAAGCGCUUGUGUGUGGAGCGGAGCCCAGCCAGCGGCUUUUCAUCCAGCGGCAUUGGCAGCCGCUGCUCCUUGCGCUGAGUAAGAGGUAGAAGGAGGAUGCAAUGGAUUACUGGGAUCUGCUUUUAGAUGAAGGCUGAAGACUGGAAGAUUGUAAGCAAAAGGUGAAGAGCAAGCAGUGGCAGAAGUAGGACCUGACGAUCACAUGGGUUCCCCAUGCUUGAGAAGAUCCCUUUUGAAAGGAUCCAGAAGACAUAGUGAGAAAACAGAAAUAUUAACCUUGCUUUUGAUAAUAUUAAGAAGCAAAACAGAGGUCAGAACUCAGUAGGCUUGCAGAACUGGUCAAGGAAGUAGCCAGAAAAAUCAAAGUCCUGAUUGUUUGUAAUGGAUUGCAUUAUGUAUUAGAGGUCUCAUACCUUUUGGUUUACUGGUGUAGUUACCAUGUGAUACUUGUGUUUAGGAAAAGUACAUCAUGUGUAAGUAAGAGAAGAAAUAGCAGUAGCUGGACAGACCAGUGAGAUUUGGGUGAGCCUGUUCAUGAGUGCUUGGAGAUGGAUGCAAAACAAAAAGUUGAUUUUCAAACGUGAUUUAUUUCGAAACAAAAGAUCUAUUAAAGGACAGUAAGGCUAAUACUUACCAAUAAAUGUAUCAAAUGCAAAAGUUAGAAUAAAUCUAUCAAAUCCAUGAAUAAGAAGAAGUUUAUAAAAGUGAUCAACACUCAGAAGACCAGUACCUACAGGAUCCCUAAUUAAGGUGAUCUUGAAUCAAACCAGAUUUUACUGGAAACCUCAAUAUUACAAAUAUCACUUCAUGCUACAUUAACUAGACUAGGGUAAUUUGUAAAAUUGUUCAACCAAGGGCGGGCACAUGCACUAGAAUGGUGAAUUAAGCAAAAGGAUGGAGCAAAGGAAGAACUGCUCAUUUUCCUUUUGCUUCCUUUCUCUGCAUGAAUACUGCAGAUAAUUUUUGUAUUCUCCCAUUGCUAGCUUAUCCAGCUCACUUUGCAGGACUUGCUUGACAGGAGGAAAACAGUGCUAAAUUCAUUUGGCCACUGUAAUUUUUUUUACCAGUUUUCUAUUCUUGUUGAUUUGCAAAGUCUCAGUUGACUGAGUUAUGAGUUGUUUGUCCAACAGCGCCUUUGUUCUGGUCUGUGCUUCAGCAAAAACUGGAAAAACCUGUUCACUUUCUCCUUCUUUUUUUUUUUUAAUCUUCCUCUCCCAUUGGUAGCUGCAGCUUGUACUCAUGCAGGCAAGGUGGUGCCUACCUUUCAUGUGGAAGGCUGUCUUACAAAAACUGAGGUUGCGUUUUCCAGAGCUUUUCUAACCUCAUGAAGUCGUUGGUGGAUGCUCCGGGAUUUAAACUCCAUUUGUUCUCCACAGACUCUAUUUAGGUAAUUAUUUUAUUUUUCUUCAAGUAAAGUGUUUGAUCGUGUCUCCAGUCAAGCCUUUUAAAUAAUAAUUUGUACAAUCUGGGAGAUCUGCAGAAACCAGUCUUGUAAAAUGUAGCUUUUUGGACACAGAAGAUUGUCUGUUUUACAGCAGUCGCAUAUGGUGUGAUGUUAGCUUCUGUAAGACAGAACAAACACUGAGGAAGCUAGCUAGUGCAAAAAGUGGACAAGUUGAGAAGAAACUUUUCUUUCCAUCUCCUUAGUUUUCUUCUUGCUUGGUGCUGCUGUUGGAACAAGAAUGGGUCAACUAUGUGGACGAUGCAUGCAGCUGCUGCGGGACUUCGUAGCCUUUGUUCAGAGGAUGUCCUCUGGUUUGGUGCACAGUGUCAAGGAAUGCUUGAUUCUGAUAAGCAAAUGCUCCUGCUUAAAACAAAACAGCUCUAAAACCAGACAGCUGUACAAGCCCAUCCUACAGCCCCAUGAGAGGGUGACAGCACAGGAGUUUCUGCAGCACAUUGAAACCGGUUUUGAAAUGUCACCCCUUGGAAAGGACUCCCUGGAGGCCUUGAGGACCUUAGCCUUUUCAGAAAACCCAGGUUUACAGCAGUCAGCUGCCCUCUAUUACCUGCAUAUGAGUCAGCACAUGAACAUCCCCCUGCCUGUGGAGCAUCUGGAACCCUUCUAUGCCUUACUACGAUCUGCUGACCUGGAGGUGCAGCAGAUGUCUUCCUUGUCCCUUGUCAACUUCUUGCUGGAAGGACACAAGUCCAACCGAGAGGCUAUUGGUGCUGCUCGAGGAGUUACACCCCUACUGUCUCUUGCCAAGUCCUAUGAUCCCAGAGUCCAACAAAAUGCAGUUGGUGCUAUUCUCAACCUCACACAAUCAGAGAAAAUCCAACAGGUCCUUUGCAAGGAAGGAGCCCUACCACUUCUUGCCUUGCUGCUGGAAUCUCCUGACUCAGAAGUGCAGUAUUACAGCUGUGCUGCCCUAAGCAACGUGGCAGCCAACGUUCAGCACCACAAAGCCUUGUUGAGACCCAGUGACAGAUUCCUGCUACGGACACUCAUCUCUCUCCUAUCCUCUUCUGUGGACAAGGUUUCAAGCCAGGCAUGUGUUUGCCUAAGAAAUUUGGCUAUCAGUGCGGACAUCCAGGCCGAGAUGGUUGCUGAGAAUGUCCUGUCCAAGCUGUGCUCUCUCCUGGCAUCUGGCAGCGAGGACGUGCGUCGUGCCUCCAUCGCUCUGCUCUGGAUACUGUCCCAGCACCUGCACAACCAGGACACUCUGGCAUGUGCUGAGCUACUGCAGAGCCUGGGGAUGUUACUGCUGGUGCAUAAAACAGACCCUGUGAUUGUUGGACAUACUGCUUGUAUCAUCAAAAACCUGAGCCUUUCCAAAAACAGACAGAGAAUCAUGGAGAGCCGGUGUAUUGAAGGUCUCCUCCAGACCAUGCUUUCUAUCGACACUCAAGAGGACUCCCUUCGUUACGUGACAUCUUGCCUGGCUGAACUUGCAAAGCAAGAAGGAGCCACACUACACAUGGUCCAAUGGAUGGAUGAACAUUUGACAAAGUGCUUGGUGAGACUGGCUGGCCAACUGGAACACACUGAGUCAUCCUUUCAAGCUGCCUCCAUCAUCCAGCACAUGAUAGGUCACGAAAAAAUGAUGCUUUUAUGGAAGCAUCACAUCGGAGAGAUUCAAGCAUACCUCAAGAAUUUUCUUACCCACCGAGAGAUCCGGUUUCAGCAGCUGGGCAUCUCCACAUUCUGCAGACUACAGAAAGAUCCAGAAUUUUCAUUAGCAUUCAGAAAAAGCCAAAUGGCCAAACUCCUUGAGCAAGUCCGUCAACAAACAGAAGAAACUCAAGAGCUCCUUAAGGCAGCUAUUUGCCAUGAAGACAGUUAAGCCAAAUGGCUUAUGAAAACUUAUCACAUCCAAGAGUCUGAACUUUCAGGGAAAACAACUCUUUUCAUUGAUUCCUGUAGUUAAAAGUUUUCCUGCUACUUGCAGUUUCAUCAUACAGAAGAGAGGUUCUGAUAACAAGAACUGGAGUACGUCAAAAACCAAUUCCUUGAACAUUUUGGUUGGCUGCUUAAGUGUGCUUGAGGACAAGACUAUGGUCCUUUCCAAAUGGGGUGUGAAAAACACCUGUUAUGCUUGGUUAAACAUCCAUGGUUUGUUUUUGGUUUCCUCACCACCACCCCCCUUCAAAAAAAAAGCACUGUAUUCAUGAGGUUUUCUUCAUAUAACAGGCCAAUGCCACUGAAGAGGCAUCUCAAGUAUGCGGGUUACUCUGCAUUCAUCUUUAUUUUGUUUCUGUUCCAUGCCCCUUAUUUCAGAGCACACUACAGGGUCUUUGAAAAAUAACUGAAUUAACCCACAGUAUAAAAGUAGAAAACUACUAACAGGUUACUACAGAAAGUAAGUGAUGAGGGACAGUUCAGAAAUCGCAAGAAAUUUGUAAGAGGCAAGAAUGGGGCAAGCCUUCCGGCUGAUCCUUGUCCACAUUAUAGACAUUACUCUCCAGCAGAGGAGCAAAGGCACAUUUAAGGCAAGUAAAAUGUUGCACAGAGCAUGUAUACAAUAAAGUAGCAACUAUGAAUUAUUUGGGUGACAUGUGUUUGAAUACAGAAAUCUGUGUUCUGCAAAUGUUAAAUUAUUUCAAAGGUACUUGCAACAGGGAAAAAGUAAAAAUAUUUGGUAAAAUUAGGAAUUGUUCUUGUACUUGGAUGCUGAUACUUCAUUUUAAAAGGAGUUAAAGAACAAAAAACCUAGUAAUAUGUUUAAAUUCAACUAAUUUUCUUACAUGUAUAGAGAAUAUGGGACAACCUCCCCUUCCUUCUCCUCCAGAGAAGAGGCUCUCUCACAAACUUCUUAGCCAAUCAAAACAGUAUUUUUCAGGAAAAAAAAUGUAGCACAGAGCUUUGAAAUUAUGGGGCACUGUUUUUUUAAUAUAGGUUUUAAUUUGUGAGAGAAUAGUAAUCUAAUAAUCAUAAAAAUAAUAACAACAAAAAUAAUAAUCUAUUAGUAAUCCAAUUCCAUCUUUGAUCAAUACACUAGUUUUUGAAUACAAAAAUCCUCCUGAAGCUUCACGUUGAACUAGCUGGAAUACUGAAAUUCUGGAACCACUCUUAUAGCAAGCAUCUGCUGCUAGAUAGCAGUUUCUUGUGAAAACACUUCAGAAGUUUCCUGACCGUCGUGGUGUAACCCCAGCUGGCAGCUCAGCCCCACGCAGCCACUUGUUCACUCCCCCUAAAAGUGAGAAGACUUGUGGGUUGACAUAAAGACAGUUCGACAGGGAAAGCAAAAGCCAUGCACACAAGCAAAGCUCUGCUUGUGUGUCCACUUCCCAUGGGCCAGGCAGGUGUUCAGCCAUCUCCAGGAAAGCUGAGCUCCCUCAUCUGUAAUGGUCACUUGGGAAGACACACACCAUAACUCCGAAUACCUUCCCUUUCCUCCUCCUUCCCCUACCUUUAUAUGCUCAGCAUGACAAUGUAUGGUUUGGAAUGUCCCUUUGGUCAGCUGGGGUCAGCUGACCCAGCUGUGCCCGCUCCCAACUUUUUGUGCACCCUAAGCCUCCUUGCUGGUGGGGUGGUGUGAGAGGCUGACUCUGUGCAAGUGCUGCUCAGCAGUAACUAAAACACAUUGUUAUCAACACUAUGUUCAGCACAAAUCCAAAACACAGCCCCCCUC
Messenger RNA from Corapipo altera (White-ruffed manakin), 5089 nucleotides. Its product is annotated as vacuolar protein 8-like. NCBI's taxonomy places the organism in Eukaryota, Metazoa, Chordata, Aves, Passeriformes, Pipridae. Gene Ontology annotation, molecular function: protein binding; protein-membrane adaptor activity. The coding region runs from base 1697 to 3301 and encodes 534 amino acids. Gene Ontology annotation, biological process: nucleus-vacuole junction assembly. The record is from RefSeq and is a predicted model, not a curated record. The transcript is spliced from 14 exons.